Messenger RNA from Eruca vesicaria subsp. sativa (arugula), 2343 nucleotides. The record is from the annotation of a GenBank genome assembly. Lineage: Eukaryota; Viridiplantae; Streptophyta; Magnoliopsida; Brassicales; Brassicaceae.
AGGAAUCGCCGACUUAACUCUUUUUCCGUCCUCAAAAUCGCUGAAUAUAAAUGAGUCGAAACAGUUCCGUAUUCGUCAUCGCCGGCUUAGGGUUUUCUCCUCAAUAAGCAUAUCUAUCUUCUCUACUCUCCCUCCCUGAUUUUCUCGUUUAGCUUUCGAAGAAAACCCUCGCCCCAGCGAUCGAUCUGAACAUUUCGUCAGGAGCUUUCUUUCCGACGGCUGUAGAAACUUACUAAGACGGUGGCGUUUCUUCUUUGAUUGUGUUUAUUUUUAUGACAAAGACGAUGAACACACUUGUCUCUAUCUAUCAGACUUUAACUGUUACCGUUGGUGUUUUUUAAUGCUGUCGGCAAGGCACUUUCUUUAGGACUUACAGCGAGUUAGAGCUACAGUUGACUUUUUCUUUCAAGUUUAUAGGUUUAGCGUUGUUAAUAGCUAGAUAUGGAAGUCAAGAUCGUCAAGGGGUUGGAUAGUAGAUGUGAAAAUGGUUUCGGUAAGAAGAGGAAGCACGGAGCAAGCUAUGCUGCGUAUGUUAAUGGAGUUUCGUGCGCCAGUCUGCAAGAUGUUCCCCCACCGAACCCGCUGAGACAAUUUCCUGAGAAAAGAAGAAAAUUGGAAGGUGAUAACAAGAUCAGUGCUUAUGAGAAACGCUCUGGGAAGUCGCUGGUCAGAUACUACUCUUACUUUAAGAAGACGGGAAUUGCAAAGCGUGUUAUGAUCUAUGAAAUGGGUGAAUGGAAUGAUUUGCCUGAUCAUGUUAUCUGUGCCAUCCGUAACGAGUUAAAUGAAAAGAGGGCAGCAAUUGAGUUUGAGUGGUGUGGUCAUCAUUUUCUCUUGGAUUUCUUGCACAUGUAUAGGCUGGAUUUGGAAGCAGGAGCAAAAACUCCUCUUGCAUGGAUUGACAUUGGAGGCAAAUGUUUUUUCCCUGAAAUUUACGACAGUGAUGAAAGGAACAAUUUCUGCCGUCAUAACUGCGUGGAAAAUUCUGAACAAUAUUCUCCGCAUGAGAUCAAGUUGUGCCUUGAGAUUGAUGUUCAUGGUGGCAAGUCACCUAGGUUGAAUUUGGAGGAGUGCAGUGAUGAAUCUAGUGACAGUAUGGAUGAUGUUCCAGCUGAGGAUAGCUGCAGCCGUAAGAUUGAAGCUACUGUUUCGAAAUGCGAUGAGACGGAUGCUGUUGUUGCAGUCUCUGGUCUUAAGCCUAGUGAAGCCGAAGGACUUGAUAAAGAUGCUGUUAAAAUAAUGUUUGCCACAGGCACAGCUUCUCUAGGGCCUGUAGCCGUGCUGGAUGUAAGCUGCUUUUCCAGUGAGAUUGCUGAAGCUCGUCUUGCCCUUUUCCAGAAGCAGGUUGAGAUCACUAAGAAACUUCGAGGAGACGCAAACGUUAGAUACGCAUGGCUUCCUGCAAAGAGGGAAGUUUUAUCGGCGGUUAUGAUGCAAGGACUUGGAAUUGGAGGAACAUUUAUCAGAAAGUCUAUCUACGGUGUUGGAAUACAUUUAACUGCUGCAGACUGCCCUUAUUUCAGUGCUAGGUACUGUGAUAUUGACGAAAAUGGAGUACGGUACAUGGUUUUAUGCCGUGUAAUAAUGGGGAACAUGGAGCUUCUUCGUGGUGACAAAGCUCAGUUCUUCUCUGGUGGAGAAGAAUAUGACAAUGGAGUGGAUGAUCUCGAGAAUCCAAAGAACUACAUUGUGUGGAACAUCAAUAUGAACACCCAUGUAUUCCCGGAAUUUGUUGUUAGGUUCAAGCUGUCUGUUCCCCCAAAUGCUGAAGGUAAUUUGGUUGCUAGGAAUGAUAACUCAGGUAUCACAUUGGAAGGACCAAAGGAUGUUCCUCCGCAGUUGGUGUCCAACGGUGGACCUGAAGGAGGUCCAGGGAGCGGGAGUGCAAACAGUGUUGGUUCGAGCAUGACAAAACCAAACUCUCCACGGAUGCCUCUUCCUACUGUGUUUGCAGCAAUCUCACAUAAGGUUGCCGAGAAAGACAUGGCUUUAAUCAAUGCUGACUACCAACAACUGAAGGAAAAAAAGAUGACGCGAGCAGAGUUUGUGAGGAAACUGCGGGGGAUUGUAGGAGAUGAUCUGCUUAGGUCCACCUUAACAGCUCUUGAAAACCAGCCAAAGUUGAUGAAGGAGAUUCCUGGAAGCAUGAGAGACCGUGAAGAAGGUGCAGGUGGGAUGAUGAUAUGAUGAUGACGAAUAUCAAAAGGAAGCUGCUUUUUAUCUACCCGCCUUUGUGGUUUUCCUUUUGACUCUUAUAUUAUAGAUCUUUUUUCUAAAUCUUAGCAAGACUUUUGGUUUUUUGGGUCGGGGGUUAGAGUUGAAUGUGCCGACUAUUCUGUCGUG